AUGCUACAGUACGACUACAGUAUGAUGACCCCAAUCAUCGAACUACUAUCAUUUGUUGUCGUCAACUGGGACGCUCUAUUCUAUUUUUCUGUGCUAAUUGCAAGUACGGUCAUUUUGUUCUGGUCGGAGCCGGAGCAACCGGAGCAACCGGAUUCUGAAGAUGAAGGUAUUGUAGAUGACGUCGUGGAGAAUUCUGAAGAGAAUGAAGACGUCGUGGUGGAUUCUGCAGAGAAUCAGGAGUCGGAGAGCACGGAGCCGCCUGAGGAGAAAGGAAUACGAAUCCCCGACUGCAAAAUCUGUCUUAUCCCCUUCAGUACCUCGGCCUACUCAACACCACGCGCCCUUCAAUGUGGCCACAGUAUCUGCACAAACUGUGCCGUGACUCUUCUCGAAGACAGCGAUUAUUUAUCGAUUGAAUGCCCGUUUUGUAGAAAAUUCACGCGGGGUUAUAAGAAGAAAAUUGAGAGUAUCAAGACGAACUAUGCGGUAAUGGGCAUUAUUGAGAAGCUGACCGGAGGUGGAAGAUUCAACCCAAAAUGCUUCCGUUGCCACUCUGGCUACAGUAACCAACUCACAGAGUGCACUCCUCGAGUCCAGAUGGACUGUGGACAUACUCUGUGCGAGAUAUGUAUCAGAACUUGGUCGUCGAGAUCACUCCGUUGUCCAGAAUGUUUUUUAACCGGUCUCGGUGGUCGGGUUACUGUAUGGCAAAGUGCGAAACGAAGGGUCUGCAGAAUGUUUCGAAAAAAUCGAAUCGCGGAGGAUUUCGAGAAGAAAUUUCCAAAGAAUUUUGUGAUUUUGGAGAUGUUGGAGUCCUUUCCCUGCGACAGUACCUGCGAUAGUACCGCUGAGGUGUAA
Caenorhabditis remanei is the source of this 858-nucleotide messenger RNA. RefSeq lists its product as uncharacterized. Bases 1 to 858 code for a protein of 285 amino acids. The transcript has 4 exons. The record is from RefSeq and is a predicted model, not a curated record. Lineage: Eukaryota; Metazoa; Nematoda; Chromadorea; Rhabditida; Rhabditidae. Gene Ontology annotation, molecular function: metal ion binding.